This is a messenger RNA of Zalophus californianus (California sea lion), 2642 nucleotides long. RefSeq names its product mitogen-activated protein kinase kinase 2 (gene MAP2K2). The transcript has 11 exons. Lineage: Eukaryota; Metazoa; Chordata; Mammalia; Carnivora; Otariidae. Bases 287 to 1429 code for a protein of 380 amino acids. The record is from RefSeq and is a predicted model, not a curated record. Gene Ontology annotation, molecular function: ATP binding; protein kinase activity. Gene Ontology annotation, biological process: protein phosphorylation.
CUCGUCGCUCCCCCUCCCUGCCCGCGGCCUCCCGGGCUCCGGCUGCAGCGUCAGCCUCGGACGGGCCUUUUCUGCGGCGGCGGCGGCGGCGGCGGCUCCUCGGCCUCAGCCCCGGGGCACCUCGGCGCCCCUCGGCCCGGGUCCGCAGCGACGCUCUCACUCACCACCCGGGCGCCCGCCUAGGCCGCGGCCGCAGCCCCGGGCUCGCGUCGGCGCCGCCCGCUCCCGGCCCGCCCCCUAUGGGCCCCGGUUAGAGGUGCCGCCGCCGCCGGCCCGCGGAGCCCCGAUGCUGGCCCGGAGGAAGCCGGUGCUGCCGGCGCUCACUAUCAACCCCGCCAUCGCCGAGGGCCCGUCCCCCACCAGCGAGGGCGCCUCCGAAGCAAACUUGGUGGACCUCCAGAAGAAGCUAGCAGAGCUAGAACUCGACGAGCAGCAGAAGAAGCGACUGGAAGCCUUCCUCACCCAGAAGGCCAAGGUCGGGGAACUCAAGGACGAUGACUUCGAACGAAUCUCGGAGCUGGGAGCCGGGAACGGUGGGGUGGUCACCAAGGUCCAGCACAGACCUUCCGGCCUCAUCAUGGCGAGAAAGCUAAUCCACCUGGAAAUCAAGCCGGCCAUCCGGAACCAGAUCAUCCGUGAGCUGCAGGUGCUGCACGAGUGUAACUCUCCGUACAUUGUGGGCUUCUACGGGGCCUUCUACAGCGACGGUGAGAUCAGCAUCUGCAUGGAGCACAUGGAUGGUGGCUCUCUGGAUCAGGUGUUGAAAGAAGCCAAGAGAAUUCCUGAGGAGAUCUUGGGGAAGGUCAGCAUUGCGGUUCUCCGGGGAUUGGCGUAUCUCCGGGAAAAGCACCAGAUCAUGCACCGAGACGUGAAACCUUCCAACAUCCUCGUCAACUCCCGAGGGGAGAUUAAGCUGUGCGAUUUUGGGGUGAGCGGGCAGCUCAUCGACUCCAUGGCCAACUCCUUCGUGGGAACUCGGUCCUACAUGUCUCCAGAGCGGCUGCAGGGCACGCACUACUCGGUGCAGUCGGACAUCUGGAGCAUGGGCCUGUCCCUGGUGGAGCUGUCCAUCGGAAGGUACCCCAUCCCCCCACCAGACGCCAAGGAGCUAGAGGCCAUAUUUGGCCGGCCCGUGGUGGACGGGGUAGAAGGAGAGCCUCACAGCAUCUCACCACGGCCGAGACCCCCUGGACGCCCCAUCAGCGGUCACGGGACGGACAGCCGGCCGGCCAUGGCCAUCUUCGAGCUGCUGGACUAUAUUGUGAACGAGCCACCUCCUAAGCUGCCCAGCGGCGUCUUCACGCAGGACUUCCAGGAGUUUGUAAAUAAAUGCCUAAUAAAGAACCCAGCAGAGCGAGCGGAUCUGAAGAUGCUCAUGGGACCCUGGCUGGGUGGCCUGCCUCACGUGGAGGUGAAGGCUGGCCCCUGAGAAGCUGUCCUGGGUGCCCCCUGCCCCCCAAAGAACCAAGCCCACCUGGCUCGGCUGUCCACUCCCUGCACAUGUCCGGUUCUGCUCGCCUCUGAGCCCUUCCACACACUGUUCUCUCUGCACCUGCCUAGCUCCUGCUCACUGGUGUGUGGGCAGCUGCUCAGAAUUCACCUUCUCAGGGAGGACACCCCUGCUUUCCUCACCCCUGUAACCCUCCUGUGUGGCUGCAGUCACCCCCUCCGCUCACGUACAAGCUCAUGCAGGGGUCACUCGCCACCCCCGUGCCCUGACCCUCAUCUCCUUUCUUCCAGUGACAGGAUUUUUUCACAGGGACCCAGGUUUCUAAACACAAUCACAUCACCACCCCCAUGUCUGUUGGGCCCUGGGACCCAGGGUGCAGGCGCAGGGGCUGUCCAGGGGUCAUGGGGGGGGGAGGAAGGGGAGGGGCGCAGGGGAAGUGCAAAUCUCUCACUCUUGCCUCCCUCCCUGUGUGCACCUGCUGCUCCCUGUUCUGGAAGCUUCUCUGUCAUCACCCUUCUCCACCCCCAACUCCUGCUCAAACUUCAGGCUCAGGACAAACAUCCCCCCUCCCCCCACUCAGGGCAGCCUGCUCCCCACCCCCACCCCACCCCCGCCCCAACAAGGGCCACCGUUGGGGCCACCAGACCUUCCAGUGAACCUUCAGCACCGCUGCUUGUUGGAUUUUCUCCCACCUUCCAUCUUCGUGGCCUCGGACUUGGCAGUGGGUUCUUCAACAUAACACGUAAGCACAAGCAGCAAAAGAAAACACAGGUGCGCUUGGACUGAUCAAACCGGGUGCAUGAAAGGACCCCAUCAAGAGACAACCCAGAGAGUGGGAGAUGGCUCUAGGGUCCAGAGCAUAAAGAAUCCUUACAGCUCAGCAACCAAAAGACAAGCGCCCCAAUUAAAAAGCAGGCAGAGGGUUGGAAUGGACAUCUCCCCGCUGGACCCACGAGCAGACAUUGGACUUGGUUCCCCACGGAUGACACCUGGAUUUGGGCUGGCUUUUUGGCUGGCCCGCAGGGGGGGCGGGGUCCCAGCACCAGGACCUGGGAGGUGCAUUGGCAAGGCCGAGGCCCGGGGUCCUGGGGUUGGGGGUCAGGAGGGAUGCUUGAAGGAACCCCUAGGUGUGCUGUCCCCUGUCUUCACCCCACAUUAAAGAGCAGGAAGUCGCUCCCUGUGUGACUCCUCC